Messenger RNA from Clonostachys rhizophaga, 954 nucleotides. NCBI's taxonomy places the organism in Eukaryota, Fungi, Ascomycota, Sordariomycetes, Hypocreales, Bionectriaceae. The record is from the annotation of a GenBank genome assembly.
AUGAAGUUCCUUCUGGUCCUCAGCGGUCUUUCCCAAUUGGCCUCUGCCCACUACUUCUUCGACAAGGUCAUCUCCAACGGGGCUGCUACCGAGAAAUACGUUCGCAAGUCAACUCGACCAACCGCGUACAAUCCCAUCAAGUUCUCUUCCAACCCUGCCGCAGACCUCCGAGACGGCUCGACCAUUGACGGGCCCGAUGCUCGCUGCAACCAGGGCGCCUUCACAAACGCCGCGAGCACAGAUGUCUUAACCGUCGCUGCAGGUUCCGAGGUCCGUGUCCAGCUCGGUGUCGGUGCUACCAUGCAGCACCCCGGCCCUGGCCUUGUAUACAUGUCGCGUGCACCGAACGACAACGUCAAAGCCUACGAUGGCUCUGGCGACUGGUUCAAGAUUUUUGAGGAAGGUGUCUGCAGCCAGAGCGCAGACUUCACCAAGAACGCCUGGUGCACAUAUGACAGAAACUGGCUGGCCGCUACCAUCCCCUCCGACACACCCGCCGGCGAGUACCUCGUCCGCUUCGAGCACAUUGGCAUCCACCGCUCUCACGUGAACCAGCCUGAGCACUACGUCUCCUGCGUCCAGGUCAAGGUCACCGGGGGCGGCAGCGGGACCCCAAGCCCUACGGUCAAGUUCCCCGGCGCCUAUAAAUCCACCGACGGCUACGCCAACUUCAGCAUUUACAAUGGAUACAAGGCUUUCACGAUGCCUGGGCCCGCUGUCUGGGGAGGCGGUAACUCUGGUACUGGUAAUUCAAACAAAGGGGCCGAUGAAACCACAGUCCCGGCUUCUUCUGCCACUUCUGCCCCGGUUUCUUCUGAAACCCCUGUUCCAAGUUCCGGUGAAGGAUGUGCCGCUCGGUUCGGCCAGUGCGGCGGGAAGUCGUUUGAUGGUGCCAAUUGCUGCGCCACGGGUCAAUGCCGGGAGCUAAACCAGUGGUAUUCUCAAUGCGUAUAG